GCUACCCGUAAAUUCGUGGGCGUCCAGCUAUGCACCGCCUGCUGGUUUGCCAGCGUUGUGCAAGAAGAACCAUGCAUCCCUGCAUCAGGCUGCAUCACUUUUUGAAGUUUAAACUGUGUCCCCUCUUUCGAAAUUUGCCUUGGCACUGGAGCUAAAACUUUAGAAAGGCGUCAAAUUGGGGAGGUCGGCCCGAGCACUUGCCAACAGCCGAGAUCUAUCAGAUCCCUUUCAGAAUCAAGAAGUCAUCAUGGCGCUUGCAGGCGCUGCCAGAGCAGCGGUGUCGUUAAAUGCCAUGAGCUGCGCUGCGGGGGGCAGUGCCAAGGAUCUUGGCGCCCCCAGCCUGGCAGCCCUGCCUGUCCACCGGCUGAGCAGCACUGCCGCUCAUGGAGUCCAAUUGCCAGCAAUCAGACCAAUGAUGGCUGCUGCAGGGCAUCAUGCGAAGAGCUGCAAGGUGCAAGCAACCGUUGCCGCCGCUCCUGCCGCCAGCUCAGCAGCUGUGCAGGAGGAGGGCAGGGUGUACAACUUUGCAGCGGGGCCAGCGUGCCUGCCGUACAACGUACUGAAAGAGGCGCAGGCAGAUCUGAUCAACUGGAAGGGCACUGGCGCCAGCGUCCUGGAGAUGAGCCACCGCUCGAAGCAGUUCCUGUCCAUCAUCCAGAAAGCGGAGGCGGACCUGCGGGAGCUUCUGGCCAUCCCUGACAAUUACAAGGUCCUCUUCUUGCAAGGCGGUGCCACCUCGCAGUUCUCCGCAAUCCCUUUGAAUCUAGCUGGCCCUGAGGACGCGGUGGACUAUGUUGUGACGGGAUCAUGGGGUUCAAAGGCUGUCCAGGAGGCUGGCAAGUACGCCAAGGCGAACCUGGCGGCCACGGGCAAGCCUGGCAAGUUUACUGAUAUCCCCCCCCAGAGCGAGUGGAAGCUGACCCAGGGAGCCAAGUACCUGCACAUCUGCGCCAAUGAGACCAUCCAGGGGGUGGAAUUCAAGGAGUAUCCGGAGGUGGAGGGGGAGACGGUGCUGGUGGCAGACAUGUCGUCAAACUUCUGCUCCAAGCCUGUGGACGUGUCCAAGUUUGGUCUGAUCUACGCUGGGGCGCAGAAGAACGUGGGGCCAUCGGGGGUGACAAUCGUGAUUGUGCGGGAAGAUCUGUUGGGGAAGGCGCAGCCGAGCACGCCGGUCAUGCUAGACUACAAGAUCCACAGUAACAACGAGUCCCUGUACAACACGCCACCCUGCUUCAGCAUCUACAUGACAGGUCUCGUGUUUGCCGACCUGUUGAAGCAGGGCGGCCUGGCUGCGGUGGCCAAGAAGAACGAGGAGAAGGCCCAGCUCUUGUAUGACGCCAUUGAAGGGAGUGACGGCUUCUUCAAGUGCCCCGUGGCCAAGCCUGUACGCUCCCUCAUGAACGUGCCCUUCACGAUGCGUGACCCGGAGCUCGAGGCAGAGUUCCUCAAAGAGGCAACCGCACAAGGAUUGAUUCAGCUGAAGGGGCACCGUUCCGUGGGUGGCGUGCGUGCAUCCAUCUACAACGCACUCCCCUUGGCGGGUAUUCAGAAGCUGGUUCAUUUGAUGAAGGAUUUCCAGGCCAAGCACUCAUAAGGUCCCUUUCACUUUCUUGUACUGCUGGGCAACAUCCACCAGAUGGUUUUUGCUUACAGAAAUGUUGAUAAGAUAGGUGUUGAGAGACUCCCUGAAUCGAUACGAACCUGUAACAUUGUAGAAAGGCACUGUGGGUUUAUAAGCUGGGCAUCCAUGUGUCACUUAGCCCGAUUCCUGUUACGACUUUUGAGAUGGACGCAAAUUGCUGUCAGACGCCUCAAAGUGCUGUAGCGUGACGAUCAAAAAAAUGCGGCAAAAUUUCCAGUUGAAACCCGGCCAGGCCGCAUGUGAGCUACUCGGUGCGUCUCGAUCCGAAUCAAGUUUCAUCAGCUUUGUAGUAAGUUCCCUGAACUACGCAUGGCGUAAAGACACUAAAAAGAAUUAUCACUUGUCGAGAUAAAAAGUA
Klebsormidium nitens is the source of this 2000-nucleotide messenger RNA. The record is from the annotation of a GenBank genome assembly. Lineage: Eukaryota; Viridiplantae; Streptophyta; Klebsormidiophyceae; Klebsormidiales; Klebsormidiaceae.